AUGAAAAAUCUUACUUUGAUACUCGUUUUCACUAUUGUGACCUUCAGUAUUUUCACUUUUGCUAUAGCCCUUCCAAAAUGGAAACGAGAAACCAUCCUUAGACGGGCUGCUGCUGUUGACAGAACAAUCAUCAAAAGAUCAUCUUUAUUAGAUCGCGAUCGCGAUUGUCCAACCGGAUAUUUCUCAUGUCCAAAUAACGAUGGAUGUUGUCCCGUCGAUGAAACUUGCUUACCAGGUGGUCCUCCUUACAGAUGUAGCGGUAGCUGUACUGCUGAUGAUACACUUUGUGGAGAUGGAACUUGCUGUGAUAAAGACCGAACUUGCGCCAGCGAUGGUUAUUGUGCACCACGAUAA
Messenger RNA from Ambispora leptoticha, 354 nucleotides. NCBI's taxonomy places the organism in Eukaryota, Fungi, Glomeromycota, Glomeromycetes, Archaeosporales, Ambisporaceae. The record is from the annotation of a GenBank genome assembly.